Molecule: messenger RNA, 2742 nt
Organism: Salvia hispanica
Lineage: Eukaryota; Viridiplantae; Streptophyta; Magnoliopsida; Lamiales; Lamiaceae
Product: putative serine/threonine-protein kinase At1g54610
Biological process (GO): protein phosphorylation; positive regulation of transcription elongation by RNA polymerase II
Cellular component (GO): cyclin-dependent protein kinase holoenzyme complex; nucleus
Molecular function (GO): RNA polymerase II CTD heptapeptide repeat kinase activity; ATP binding
Source: RefSeq, a predicted model, not a curated record
UCUCUGUGUAAUUAGCAAUUAUAGUUAUUCGAGAAAAAAUGUGGGCAAAUCGGUCACUCACAACUCACUAGCGCAGAUCUGCUGUUUGAUCAUUUGCCCCACUCACACUAAACACAAAAAACUAAUCUUUUUCUCUUUCAUUUCCUGACCAAAGUAGAAAGUGGGAUUUCAACUGCGAAGCUUAUUUCUUGAUCCUUUUGAUUAAUCCACAAGAAAAGGGCAGCAGGAAAGGAAAAAAAGUGCUGCAGUGAGUAAGAUUGAUCUAAUUUGGGAGUUCAGAAAUUUGUAUGCUGUAAAGAUUUGAUGUUUAUUUGAAGGGUGGUCAUAUUCUGGUGGGUUUUGGAUGUUGUGCGAGACUGUAGUAUGUGGUGAGAAAUGAGGUUUUGGAUUAUUGAGAAAUGGGGUGUGUUUUUGGAAAACAGAUCCAGUCUAGGCCACCCAGUGGCGAUCUUGUAGUUGAGAGGGAGAGAGAGAAAGAUGAGGCCGUGCCAUCUGGGAAGAGAGAGAAAGUAGUGGUUGGUUCAGUUAGUAAAUCUGAGGAGGGAGGUGAUGGUGGAGGAGGGCGUAGUGAACUUCAGAAUGGAGGCCAAAAGGAGGAGUUGGAGCGGAAGGAUGAGAAUGCAAGACGGCCAAGAGGUGGGAGGAGAAGGUCGAGGCCAAAUCCGAGGCUGAGUAAUCCUCCUAAGAACAUCCAUGGAGAGCAAGUAGCUGCCGGGUGGCCAUCUUGGCUCUCUGCUGUGGCCGGGGAGGCUAUCAAUGGAUGGACACCUCGUCGUGCUGAUUCAUUUGAAAAGAUUGAUAAGAUUGGACAAGGUACUUAUAGUAAUGUGUAUAAAGCUAGAGACAGCAUAACGGGGAAGAUUGUUGCGUUAAAGAAGGUUAGAUUCGAUAACUUGGAACCGGAGAGCGUGAGGUUCAUGGCAAGGGAGAUAUUGAUCUUGCGCCGCUUGGAUCAUCCCAAUGUCGUGAAGUUGCUUGGCUUGGUGACAUCACGGAUGUCGUGUAGUUUGUACCUCGUGUUUGAUUACAUGGAACAUGAUUUGGCAGGCCUUGCAUCGAGCCCUGGGGUCAAGUUUACCGAGCCUCAGGUCAAAUGCUACAUGCAUCAGUUAAUAUCUGGCCUUGAACACUGCCAUGGCCGCCAUGUGUUGCACCGUGAUAUCAAGGGGUCAAAUCUCCUCAUUGAUGACACGGGGGUGCUUAAGAUUGCUGAUUUCGGAUUGGCUUCCACCUAUGACCCUAAUAGCAAGCAGCUAAUGACUAGUCGUGUGGUCACCCUUUGGUAUAGGCCACCGGAGCUGCUUCUUGGUGCCACUGAGUAUGGUGUAGGUGUAGACUUGUGGAGCGCGGGUUGCAUUCUGGCCGAGCUAUUCGCUGGGAAGCCUAUCAUGACUGGAAGAACCGAGGUGGAACAGCUGCACAGAAUUUUCAAGCUAUGCGGCUCUCCAUCCGAAGAGUACUGGAAAAAGGCGAAGCUUCCUCACGCAACCAUAUUCAAGCCCCAACACUCGUAUAAAAGAUGCAUAAACGAGACGUUUAAGGACUUCCCACCAUCUGCAUUGUCUCUGAUCGGCACUCUCCUUGCAAUUGAUCCGAGCGAACGUCAAACUGCUACAGCGGCACUAGAGAGCGAGUUCUUCACAACCGAGCCAUAUGCGUGUGAUCCUUCCAGCCUCCCGAAGUAUCCACCAAGUAAGGAGAUGGACGCCAAGCGUCGAGACGAAGAAGCACGAAGGCUGAGAGCUGCUGGUAAACCCCAAAACGACACUGGCAAGAAGGCUCGUCCCCGAGGAAACCGAGCAAUGCCUGCUCCUGAAGCCAACGCUGAGCUACAAACCAACAUCGAUAGACGGCGUCUGAUCAGCCACGCAAACGCAAAGAGCAAAAGCGAAAAGUUCCCUCCUCCACACCAGGAUGGAGGGCUUGGUUUCCCUCUGGGCUCGUCUCAUCACAUCGACCCAGCCUUUGAUCCUCCUGACGUACCAUUCUCUUCCAUGAACUUCUCCUAUGCCAAAGACCCGAUCCAGACCUGGUCGGGCCCGCUGGCAAACCCUUCCUCGUUUGGAGCUCCACGGAGAAAAUCUAAGCCAUCAAAGAAGGAUCACCGUAAAGAUAAGAGCUCCACCCGAAGCAACGAGAUAGACACGGUAACAUAGCAUUGUUUUUAUAAUUGAUCAACACAAGGAGGUACCGGUGCUGCAAAUGUGUGUGCUGUUGUCUGAGCCAAGAAACGUCGAACUGUUUCAAGAGGUAACAGAAUCUUCUAGUCACGAUGGUGUUUUCGACUGCUUUUGGGAUCAGCAGAGCUUUUCUUCUUGUAUGUUAACUCACAUUUUUGGCCUCGUUAAGGUUUAAUAUCACUGUCUCUCGAACCCUUUCCGUGGCUUGGUUUUCGAUUGAUUGGGGCAAUCUCGUGACUGAAAAGUUAUGGGUCCGGUUCCCACCAACGCCUUCUAUGUCGAGCUAAUCAGAGCGUACUCACGAGUAACGACCAUCGAAUGGUUGCUAGACUAGAUGUUGUGUUACAUUGGUAUAUACUAGUACUACUACUAUACUUUUAGCCCAAAGGUAUUUAUUUAUUUUUCUCUGAAUAUCAGAAAUCUUGCUGUUUUAGUGAUUUUUCUGUAGUGUUUUUUCUAUGUAGCUUAGUUUUGUUUUUUAGUUUAACCAGGAUGCUGAAAAAACUCAAUGAAAUAAUUUACUUUUAGUAAGCAUUCUCACAUUUGAUGUGAAUUGUAAUUA